Suillus paluster is the source of this 1089-nucleotide messenger RNA. RefSeq lists its product as uncharacterized. The record is from RefSeq and is a predicted model, not a curated record. Bases 244 to 990 code for a protein of 248 amino acids. Lineage: Eukaryota; Fungi; Basidiomycota; Agaricomycetes; Boletales; Suillaceae. The transcript is spliced from 3 exons.
CAAGUUGUCUUGUGGCGUGUGUAUAUGAUUGAUGGUACGCCCUUAAUUAUGGUCACUGAUUAGUAUAUCAAGCUCGUGUCACUACCGCAUGUGCUGUCCAGCCGGCUGACUGCGUCAGUCCCACAAUGUGUCGUCCUGCAAAUCCGCAAGCGCUCAUGAUGACCUGAAGAGGUACUUAAACCCUCGUACACCAGCAGAAGGCGAAUCAUCCAAGAAACCUCAAGCCUUUAAUCACUCCCAAUCAUGAAACUUGUCUUGACAGGUGUAACUGGUGCUGCUGGCAUCCAGAUCUUUCGUCAAGCAGUAUUAGAUGCAGCCAUCACAAAGAUCACGGUACUCUCUCGGCGAGCCCUCCCAUCAUGGAUGGAUAUCCCAGAAAAUGACAAGACAGAAGUCGUAGUUCUGAAGGACUUCUUGGACUACCCUGGAGAUCUCCCUGCUCGUCUGGCUGAGCAUGACGCGUGCGUUUGGGCACUGGGGAAAAGUUCAAUCGGCCUAUCAGAUGAGGAGUACACUCGAAUCACAUACGACAACACUAUGCAUUUCGUGAACUCCCUGCAAGAAGCAGGGACGAAGGACAGGACGGGAGAGCCGUUCAGAUUCGUUUUCAUUUCAGGAGAGGGCGCAGAUCCGUCUGGCAAGAGCAACGUCAAGUUCGCGAGAAUCAAGGGCAUGACUGAAAAAGCUCUUUGGGAUCUCCCUCCGUCUUCAAACAUCAAAGCUUCAACCAUGCGACCUGCUUACUUCUUCCCCUCCAAAGAUCACCCGUCAGACCGAGAGAACAUUCGUUCUCCGGCAGCAAGGGCUAUAGAUUGUCUUGCAGCUCCCGUUAUGAGGACCAUCCUGCCCUCCAUGUAUACACCAAUUGAGGACCUUGGGCUUUUUGCCAUAGAGGCAGCCAAGGGCCGAUGGUCAGACGAGAAUUUAUUCCCAAACUCAAAAAUAAGGGAGUAUAUCAAGGCGUUACGCGCCCCGGACAUUCAGCAGUGAACGACAUACUGUUAGAAGACCACACAUCAUUUCCUACAUCGCAUAUCAAUACAUGGCUCCUAUAGUACACGGACAAGCAUAAUGAUACACAUCGAGCAC